AUGAAAUUCUUCAUUGUAUUUGCUUGCGCUUUGGCUGUUGCCUCUUCUGGUUAUUCUACUCCAAAGUAUUAUGGACUUCAACAUCUUGCUGUGAUUGGUAAGGGUGGAGUACCGAUUGAUACUGCUGAGGUGCAACACGCAAGAGCUGCCCAUUUCUUGCACAAAGCUGAGGCUGAGGCUCAAAGUGGACACGAUUACUAUUACGAAGAACCAAGCUCAUCUUACGAGAGUUACAAUUCUGCUCCAGCAGCUCAAACUUACGGAUAUUCCACCAAGAUUGUCCAUGAGCAAGCUGCGUACAAUAAUCAAGGAUACGGUUCUUCUUAUAGUUAUGAACAACACGUACCAAUGAUCGUGAAAGGAGUACCAGUUGAUACCACUGAAGUACAACAAGCAAGAGCUGCCCAUUUGGCCGCUCACGCCUCUCAAAGUUACAAGAACUACCAAAGCCCAUCCACUUCCAACUACGGUUCUUCUUAUGGUUAUGAGCAACACGUGCCAAUGAUCGUGAAAGGAGUACCAGUUGAUACCAUUGAAGUUCAACACGUCAGAGCUGCCCAUUUGGCCGCUCACUUUGCUGCAAAAUCUCUUGAUUACUCCACCAAUUCCAUCCAGAGUGAAUACAAUAAUAAUGGUUACGCUUACCAACAACAUGUACCAUUGAUCGUGAAAGGAGUACCAGUUGAUACCAUCGAAGUCCAACACGCCAGAGCUGCUCAUCUCCAAGCCCACGCUUCAGCCAAAUCGCAUUACCAUCACUAUUAA
Messenger RNA from Nicrophorus vespilloides, 765 nucleotides. RefSeq lists its product as uncharacterized. NCBI's taxonomy places the organism in Eukaryota, Metazoa, Arthropoda, Insecta, Coleoptera, Silphidae. The transcript has 2 exons. The record is from RefSeq and is a predicted model, not a curated record. Bases 1 to 765 code for a protein of 254 amino acids.